CUGUGCUCAACCUGUUUAUCUUGCUCAUCGGACUCGGGGCAAAAACCAGCGUCGUUCGCUCAGCCAGUUUGACGUUUUACUGGUUUUCUUAGAGUAAAACGCUACAGGCCACCGCAGCGCGUCCUCCUCCGUGUGAGUCUGUCUGUGUUAAUUCAAGGUGUUUGAAUUCAGGGGCUCAAACCACCGACUCUUUGGACUUCGACCUGCGCCAGGAGCCUUUCUCAAACAAGGAAGUCCAGCGUUGUGGAUGAAGUCGUCGGUGAAUGGCGGCUGUUGACUACGGUCGGUUCCUCUGAAAGCACAUUUGUCUUCCGUGUCUGUCCUGUAGCGUCGUGACACCAGGACCAAGCCGCCUCCAGCCUCCUCAGGACAAGAUGAACGCCUCCAUGGGAGAAGUGGAUCCCUCCGCCGGGAACGGCUCCAUCGACCAGCUGCUGGAGAAGUCGGCCGCCUCCAACGAGACCAUCAUCCAAACCAGCAACGGCUCCAUCAUAAGGGACCAGAUGUUCCUGAGCACGGUGGCCGCCCAGGUCCUGACGGGGAUCUUCGUGUGGUCCGCCUUGAUCAUCACGUUCCACCAGAUCUUUACGCACCUUCGAUCCUACACGGUCCCCAACGAGCAGCGCUACAUCAUCCGCAUCCUGUUAAUUGUGCCAGUUUAUUCCUUUGACUCUUGGCUCAGUCUGCUCUUCAUCAGCAAUGACCAGUACUACGUGUACUUUGAUUCUGUUCGUGACUGUUAUGAAGCAUUUGUCAUUUACAGUUUCCUGAGCCUGUCCUUUGAGUAUCUGGGAGGAGAGAGCGCAAUCAUGUCCGAGAUCCGAGGGAAGCCCAUAGAGUCAAGUUGUCUGUACGGUACCUGCUGUCUCGGUGGUAUGAGCUACUCCAUCGGCUUUUUAAGAUUCUGCAAACAGGCGACGCUCCAGUUCUGCGUUGUGAAGCCCAUCAUGGCCAUCAUCAUCAUCGUCCUGCAGGCCUUUGGCAAAUAUCACGAUGGAGAUUUUAGCGUGACUGGAGGAUACCUGUAUAUCACAAUCAUCAAAAACAUCUCGGUCAGCCUGUCGCUCUACGCCCUGUUCCUCUUCUUCUUCGCAACAAGCGACCUGCUCAGGCCUUUUGAGCCGGUGCUCAAAUUCCUCACAAUUAAAUCCGUCAUCUUCUUAUCCUUCUGGCAAGGAAUGGUCCUUGCCAUCCUGGAGCGCUGUGACGUCAUCCCCAACGCGCUCUACAUCGAUGGAGAAGAGGUCGGCGCCGGUACGGUGGCAGCGGGCUGGCAGAACUUCAUCAUCUGCAUCGAAAUGUUCUUCGCCGCCAUCGCUCUCCGCUACGCCUUCACCUGCACCGUGUAUCAGGAGAAAAAGAACGACGUGCCAGACACCAUCCCCCAGAUGCAGAGCAUCUCCAGUGGCCUGAAGGACACCACCAACCCCGGAGACAUGGUGCAGGAUGCCAUCCACAACUUCUCGCCGGCCUACCAGCAGUACACCCAGCAGUCCACGCAGGAGGUGGUCCAGCCCAGCGCCAACGGAAAAGUGGUCACGGGCAACAAGUCCUGCAAGUCCGACAAAAUCAUGCUGAUUGCCUCCGAUGAUGAGUUCUAGGCAUUUUUCAAGCAAGAUCCAGUUGUUUGUGUC
Molecule: messenger RNA, 1634 nt
Organism: Limanda limanda (common dab)
Lineage: Eukaryota; Metazoa; Chordata; Actinopteri; Pleuronectiformes; Pleuronectidae
Gene: tmem184a
Product: transmembrane protein 184a
Exons: 9
Coding region: 375-1601 (408 amino acids)
Biological process (GO): transport
Cellular component (GO): early endosome membrane
Molecular function (GO): transporter activity
Source: RefSeq, a predicted model, not a curated record